AUGGGGAAUGCUAUAUAAAAUGGAAAAUUGAUAUCCCCAAUAUCCAUUGAUACAUAGAUAAAAGAGUCAUAAUUAACAAUAAGAUUUAUUUUGGAUCAAAAGAAAUUGAUGGCCGUUUAGAAAAAUGCAAUACCAAUCGAUUUUGAUCAUUAAAUAUCUGAAUUAAUAAAAGAAUUGAAAGUGGAGCCAAAGCUACUUUAGCAGUUCUAAAGUACUCCUUAAAGUAAUAUGAAAUAAAAUAAUUAGAUAUGAAAUGCUUAAUUUUGAAUGAGUAUAAAAACAUUACAGGAAAGAAUUUGUUAUAAAAUUUACCAAAAGAUUAUGUAAGCCAUUUUAAAUCUAAAUUGGCAAACCCAACUCUCUAAGAUUUAGAAUAAUUAAGAAGGCAUCUCAUAACUCUAUAGAUUUAUGAUUAAUAGGAUUAAUUAGAACAAUUUAAUAAUGUUAUAAGUUUACUAUUAGAAAACUUAUUUAGAUUUUACAAAUAAACUAAAUAGUUAAUUGAUAAAAAGAACCCUCCUUGCUAUUUAUAUUAAAUUGAAAUUUUAAAUAUACUUGAAAUGCUCUUGAAAAUAGAAAAAUACUAAUUGGAACUUUUGCGUAUUCCAGACUCGAUAGAUAUUAUAUUGAAAAACCUAAAUCCAAUUCAUGUUGAAUUGACAACCAUAAUAUUAGAAAUUGCAUCUAAUUUAUGUAGGCAAACUGAUGAAGGAUACAAUUUGGUGCUAAAGAGUCUGAAUAAAUUGUGCCAAGACAAUGAACUUACCUUUUUUUUGAAUAUCUUGAAAAAAUGCAAAAAUGUUUUUAUGAUUGCGUCCAUAUGUUCAUUUGUCAGAACUUUAACUGAAUCUCCAACAUAAGAAGUGGAGAAGAAAAGAAUGCGUUAAUAACUUAUCACUUCAGGUAUUGUUGAUGUUUAUAAAAUAAUCACCAAUAACAUAGAAGAAUUUGAAUAUAAGGCUGAUGAAUUAAGAUUUGAAGUUGUUUUAUAGUAGAUCAUUGAAUUAAAUAAGUAAAAACACUAAUUUCUAACAGAUCCAAAUUACACUGAAGAAAUUACAUUGCCAAUGUUGUAUCAAAGAGAAUCUAGAAGGUGUUAUGAUAUAGGAAAGUUUUCAAACUCGAUUAAAAUUAUAGAAGAUUAAAUUGAGGCAUUUUUAGAGAAUAACAAAGAUAUUCCUACUCAUCAAAUGUAAGAUCCAAUUAAACAAGAAGUGAAAUAGCAUGCAAAACAUCUAAAACCUACUUUUCUUACACCUCAAUAUUUAAAUUUAAUUUAAGAUGAAUAGGGAAAAGCAAAUUCAACUAUUAAAUGUGAAUCUAAAAUUAGAGGGAAUUAAAAUGUCACUGAUUUUGUAGAAGGUAUUUCCAAGCACUAAGAUAAUUUUCCAAAUUAGCAAUAAUUUGAAAGCAAUUACAAUUCAUAAUUUGAAUCUCGGAAUACUAAAAAAAUAACAAAUGAAGCCUUUGUUGAUGGAUUGCACAAGAAAAUAGGAGACUUGGAACAAAAAUUGAAAUCAGAUUAAUUUACUUUAUCUCAGUUAACUGAAUAAUUGGCAGCGAAAAAUAAAGACUAUAGAGCACUUCAAUAAGAAUGUGAAUCAUAACAGAAGACAAUUCAGCAAUUAGAAAAUUAAGUGAAUCAAUUAAAGGAAAAAUUGUCAAUAAUGUAAUUAGCGAAGGCUCAAAAAUUGGAAUAAGAGAUUACUCCUUAACGAUUGUCAUACAAAUCAGAUUAUCUUGAUGAUUAGAGACAGGAAUUAGAUUAGCUGAAAUCAGAGUUGCAAUCUUAAAAUUAAAAAUUCAUCAAUCAAGAAAAUGAAAUAAAAAGUAAUUAUAUCUAUACUCAAUCAUAGAAUUUAAAAAAUUAUUAAAAGAAUACAGUGAAAAUCUAAUUACAAAGGAGAUUUAAUUAACUGAAAAAAAUAAAGAAUGCAGAGAAUUAUAAGCAAGAAAUGAAAAAUUGAUAAAAAAGUAUUCAAAAAAGUUAGAAUUGCAAUAAUUGAUAUAAAAUGUAAAUUCUACAAGUAAUUUAAAAAUAUAAGCAAAAAAAAUUUAAAGUGAACUGAAAACUAUUGAGCAGUACUAAGAUGAGCUGGCAAGAUUACUUGGUAUCAUAUAAGAAUAGGACAUUCUCUUAGAAUAAUAAAAAAAAUACACUUAAAAAUUUGAUGAAAUGAGUGAGAAUUAAUACGUACUGGAAAAUAGAAUUCAUAAAUUCGAUGAUGAAAACAAAAGUAUCCUAAAUUUCUUAUUCUAUAGAACAAUUACUCAACGCAUAAAUUCUUCAAGAUAAACUUUAAUAAGCACAAUAAGAAAAAGAAAAUUUAGAAAAGAAAUUGAAUAAUUAACAAAUUACUGCACAGAAUACAUUUUCACCAUAACAAGGUUAAAAUUAAACAAAUGCCCUUGCUCCUUAAAUAUCGCAACCUCCUCCACCUUCAGGUACAAUUUCUGUAUCUGCCCUUCCUCCUCCUCCUCCUCCACCACCACCACCUGGUGCUAAGACUGGAACUUCAUCACCAGCUCCUCCACCACCAUCAGGAGGACCAAAACCACCAGGACCUCCACCUGGUGGAGCUCCUCCUCCUCCUCCUGGGCCAAGAUCUCCUGGUGGCCCAGAUCCUUAAUUUGGUGGGAAAUAAAAACAUAAACCUAAUGUAUAGUUAAAAUAGGUUCCUUGGAUUAUUAUAAAGCCGGAAUAAAUUAGAAAUACUAUAUGGGAAUCAAUUGACGAUACCAAAUUAAAAUUAGAUUACACUGUUAUUGAAAAUUUAUUUGCAGCAAAGCCAACAUCGAGCAAUAUUAAUGUUUAAGGCGGAACCAAUAAGCCAGGGAAAAUUACAAUGUUAGGACCUGAGAGAAUGAAAAAUCUAGAGAUUGUGCUAGGCAAACUUAAAAUGUCAAAUUAACUAAUAGUUGAAAGUCUCUAUCAGUAAUGAUAUUAAACUAAAUUGUAAGACUAGAUGAAACUGUAUUAAAACCAAAUAUAGUUGAAUCUUUAAUUACUGCAAUGCCAAGUGAGACGGAGGUUGUAAUGUGGUAGGAUUCAGACUAAUCAAACUUAGCAUUGCCAGAUAUAUUUUGUAUAAAUAUUAGCUCAGUAAAAGGCUAUGAUUACAGGUUAUUAAUUAAAAUAUCAAUUAGGCUAUUAUCGUUAAAAUUCAAAUACAAUUAUAAAGAAUUAGCAGUAGAUUUAUAAACCAAAAUUAAUAUCUUCAAAAAUUUAAUGGAGAUUACAAAAAAUGAUUAGAAUACGAAGGUUUUCAUGGAAUAUGCAUUAGCUGCAGGAAAUUACAUGAAUGGCUAAUCAGCUAGAGGUGGAGCAUAUGGAUUUAAAUUUGAUAUGAUGGAGAAAUUAGCUGAUGUUAAAACUACAGAUAAUAAAGGCAACUUAUUAAUGUUUAUCAUUUAAAAGGCGGAAGAAGAUCUAAAAGAGGAAUUAGUACUGGUUGAUGAGAAUUUAGAUGAAGUUGAAUUGGCUGGUAAUUUGAUUAAGAUAUAUAUAGCUAAAACCCCUUUGACUUAGUUGAAUGCUGAUUUGAGCGAGCUAAAAAAAAAUUCAAAAAAUGUUGAUAAGGCCAUAAAAUCAAAGGUAUCUCUUCCUUUCCAAGAUUUGGUUGAAGAGAAGUUAUAGAAUUUUUAUUAAUAAAUUCUUUCCGAUCUAGCCAAUUUUGAGACUUUAUUAAAAUAGCUUGAAACACAAUAUGAGGAUCUUGCUAAUUAUUAUGCUGAAACGAAAGUUCCUUUUGAUAAAUUUUUUGAAAAAUUUUAUAAAUACAAAACAGCUCUUAAAUAAGCUAAACAAAAUUUCAACAAAAUUAAAUUAGCAGAAUUAAAAGAACAAGAGAAAAGGAAAAAAUUAGAGCAAUAACAACAAAAUUAAUAAUCAUAGCAAUUACAUUAAUAACACUAAUAACAACCCUCGUAGGAGUCGUCUUUCAUUUAAAAAAAGGAGGAAGGUAAAUUUUAAUUUAAUUGAAGACAAUUCGUUAUCAGGAUUAAAAAAACUUGAUAAGGCUUCUUCUUCAAAUGAAGCUACAAACAAUACUCUUCUGUAACAAUAGAAUGUUUAGGUUAAGCAAUAAAUUUAGCCUUCCUAAACUCAAACCGAGGAUUAUUGA
Messenger RNA from Paramecium octaurelia, 4124 nucleotides. The record is from the annotation of a GenBank genome assembly. NCBI's taxonomy places the organism in Eukaryota, Ciliophora, Oligohymenophorea, Peniculida, Parameciidae.